AUGAAUCUUACGGCGCUUAACCAAACCGAUCUCUGCUUUGGGUUUUCCUGUCCGGAGAGAUCCGUGUCUCCUGUGUAUGUGUUGCUGUACGUGUGUGCAGCUGCUGUAGUUCUGCUGACAGUGUGUGGAAACCUGCUUGUGAUCAUCUCCGUCUGCCACUUCAAGCAGCUCCACACACCGACCAACAUGCUCAUCCUCUCUCUGGCUGCGUCGGACUUUCUGGUCGGACUGUUUGUGCUCCCGUUCCAGCUGAGUCGUCUUACUGAAUCAUGUUGGGUUUUUGGACCAACUUUGUGUGUAUUUUAUAUUUUUAUCUCCUUUUUCGUCACAAGCAUAUCGAUAUACAACGUCGCCCUCAUUGCUGUUGAUCGGUAUUUUGCCAUCUCAAACCCUUUUCUCUACACUGAAAAGGUGUCUGUGAACACAGCUUGCGUUGUGGUUUCAUGUAACUGGUUUUUAUUGAUGUCGUACAACUCGGUGGUUCUUUAUUUUAACGGAAAUUCCACGGGGCUGAUGGCGUGUCCUGAAAUGUGUCUUUUUGUGUUACAUGAGGUCUGGUCCCUGAUCGAUCUCCUGCUCGCUUUUGUUGUUCCAUGUUCUAUGAUAAUCAUAUUUUAUGGGCUAGUUUUUAUUAUUGCCAAGAAACAUGCCAACGCCAUCCGAGACCUUAAUAUUCAAACUAAAGCCCAGGCCUCAAAGAACACAGCAGACUCGAUGAAGUCCGAGAGGAAAGCAGCGAAGGUGCUCAGCAUUCUAGUGGCCGUGUUCUUGGCUUGUUUGUUUCCCUAUUUUCUUUGUGCUUUAGUAAGUAACACCAUAGAGAGCACCGUUUUUGAAAAACUGGUGAUUCUUCUGUAUCUUAACUCUUCUGUCAAUCCGGUCAUCUAUGCUUUGUUUUACCCGUGGUUCAGAAAGUGCAUUAAAAUCAUUUUAACUCUUCAGAUAUUAAGAACAGAUUCUGCACUGAUAAAUGUCCACUAG
This is a messenger RNA of Pygocentrus nattereri (red-bellied piranha), 981 nucleotides long. Its product is annotated as trace amine-associated receptor 13c-like. Bases 1 to 981 code for a protein of 326 amino acids. Gene Ontology annotation, molecular function: trace-amine receptor activity. Gene Ontology annotation, biological process: G protein-coupled receptor signaling pathway. Gene Ontology annotation, cellular component: membrane. Lineage: Eukaryota; Metazoa; Chordata; Actinopteri; Characiformes; Serrasalmidae. The record is from RefSeq and is a predicted model, not a curated record. The transcript has a single exon.